AUGGGCUUCGAGGACAAGAGAAUCGCGAUUAUUGGCGGGGGCCUGGGUGGCAUGGCCUUUCUGAACGCCGCAUCUUAUGCUGGUCUGAAGAAUGUGCAGCUCUACGAGCAAGCCCACCAAUUCGGGGAAGUUGGCGCCGGUGUGAGCAUUACCUCCAAUGCCAACCGUGUUCUUGACGCUUUCGGUCUCAAGGAAUCAUUGCUUCGCAAGUCUUCCCCGCAACUGGAAUGCUAUAUGGAGUAUCGCAAUUACAAAACCGGUGAUUACCUGGGUCAUAUCAACGAGUUCUCCUCGCCACAUAACCGUCUCCUGCACCGGGCUCAUCUCUUAGAUGCACUCAAGGAACGAGUACCAAAAGACCGCUUACACUUGAACAAACGGCUGUUGUCAAUCGACCGUAAUGGGAGCUCAGAGGUAGAGAAAGCAGGAGCGCCACCAUACACCAUUCAUUUUGAGGACGGUACUACUGCCGAAGCUGAUAUCAUCAUCGGCUGUGAUGGUAUUAAAUCCAAGGUGCGACAAGAAAUGGGCUUAGUCGAUAAACCCAUUUACUCUGGCCAGGUCGUAUACCGUGGAUUUGUCGACUACAAGGAUCUGAAAGAAGAAACUGCCCAGCUGCUACGACCGAAGCUGGUUAACUUCCGGGGCCCCAAGAGACAUGUAUUGAUCCUCCCCAUCGGGAACCAAUCCACUGGGACCGACCGUGCCGGAAUCAUCGGUUUCAUGUCUGAGCCCCUCGAGUCUUGGAAGUCCGAAAGUUGGAUGUCACGCUCUGACAUUGAAAGUCUACAAGAGCACGUGCGUGAUUGGUGCCCUCAGGUUCAGGAUAUCAUCUCAGGUCUACGCAAGGGAUCCCCUGACGGCCGUAUGCUGAAGCAGGCUCUUUAUGUGCGGGAUCCGUUGAACAAAUGGUUUGAGAUGAGCCCCAUCAAGGAUGCUGGAAUUGUCCUUCUUGGUGACUCAGUGCACUCUACACUACCCCAUCAAGGACAAGGAACUUGUAUGGCAAUUGAAUCAGGCAUUGCACUGGCAACCAUCCUUCGUCACUGGAAGACCGACAAUCUGAAAGAUGCACUGCAGUUCUACCAAGACGUGCGCAAGCCUCGCACUGACCGAGUUACAAAGACCAGCUAUGAGGCGGGUAAGCUGGCCAGCUCGGAUAAUCCCAGCGAGAUGUCGGCCAACUUCAACCCCGAGGCUCUAUCAGAGCGCAUGAAAUGGAUCAUGGAGUACAGCAUUCUGGACGAUCUCAAGAUCCAGGGAGCUGAUUACAUGAAUUUCCAGGAUUCUCGGAUCUAA
Penicillium chermesinum is the source of this 1299-nucleotide messenger RNA. RefSeq lists its product as uncharacterized. Gene Ontology annotation, biological process: secondary metabolite biosynthetic process. Gene Ontology annotation, molecular function: monooxygenase activity; FAD binding. Lineage: Eukaryota; Fungi; Ascomycota; Eurotiomycetes; Eurotiales; Aspergillaceae. The coding region runs from base 1 to 1299 and encodes 432 amino acids. The transcript has 2 exons. The record is from RefSeq and is a predicted model, not a curated record.